AUCAUUGCCAACGCCUCCACUGUCUCUCUCUUUUCUCGAAUGGGUGUAUGCCCAAACACACACACACGCACACGCACACACACACACACACACACACACACACCUCAUCUCGUGUGACAACACUCGGCAACUUCCAGGCCUGGAUUAAAACUUAAAGGCUUUAAAAGAUGCCAUGACCGUCCUCUGACUUUUAGUUCGGCAAGUAGAGUGCUUUUAAACAGCCUCUGUCUCUCUCUGGCUCAAACGUGUAUUUUAACAUCAUGGCUGAUCACUGUUCCAUCAACACGUCCGAGUCUCCACCCUUCUCUGCCAUGUAUCGCCUUCAGACGCAAGGUCAAAGAUCAAACUACAAUCUUGUACAGAACAGUCCGGUGAGCAGAAUAAACCAAUAUGAAGAUAGCAGCCUUUUAAAUGACCCUGCUAACAAUUGUGCCAAUGCUGGAACAAGUAUGAACGGAGUUGGUGAGCAGAUAAAUACAGCAUUCUGGGAUAUGGAGUCUUUGAUCUCGUCUCAACCUGGUGCAUUCAACAGAACCAAAGCGCACAGUGAAAGAUAUGAGGAAGAAUGGAAUUCCAGUUCACAGCAGCAGGAUUCAAUGGAAAAUUAUGAUAACACCGGAGGGAAUCAUCAGAAACUCGAUUCUUUCUCUGAGGCAUUUUAUUGCAGAAACUUUCAGAGAAUUGCCAAUUGUGUUGACCAGGUUGGAUACAAUGUUGAUCCAAACAACUCUCCCAACAUUCCACCUCUAUCCUCCCUCUCUUUCCCUCUGGUUUUGAGCCCUCCUCCUACGCCACUUCCUCAGCCGUCUCUCUCUCCGCCAAAACGGAGUCUUUAUCCUCCUGUUACACAGUCACUGAGCCAAACACAAUCGCAGUCCCCUUCUGAAGGUUCUUUGCGGUUCUUUCCACCUCUUUCUUCUACCAGUUCCAUUCUUCCUGGAAGUUUCGCUCCUACUCACUGGCUCCCACUUUCCACUGACACCAGUGGGAAUGGAGACAUAACACAGCACCUUCCUCAAGACCCAGGUCCGUCUUCAGUCUUCCCAGAGGGGAUGGGGAUUCAUCUAAGAGACCUGAGUGCUACGGAGGGAGACACAGACUGUUCUUUAGAGACAUCUCCAUGUUCACCUCUGGUGCAACAUCCACCCCCACAAUCUGUUCCCAAAACUGAGAGGGAGCAUUGCCCUGUGACCUCUGAACAUCACAUGACAUGGUCCCAGAUGAUGUCAUCCCAACAAUUUUGCCAUUCAAUCCAUGACUUGAACAAUCAGGGAGAGUCAUUGAGGGUGCAUGAGGAGGCAAAGCCCAUUGCAGGAGUCCAGCGAACACCAUUGUUAUGUUUGUCCAGCUCACAGAAUAAUCAGCCGGCAGUCUACACUGGAAUUCCAUUCCACAGUGUCCUCCAGAUAGGAACACUGAGGGGAGAUCAGGAACACAUGACUCGUCACUACACUCCACUUCCCAUGUUGAAUCCCACUCGCAGUGGAACAGGGCUGUACUGUAACCUGCUGCCUUCACUGAACCACCAGGAACAGUGGUCAGAGGAAACCGGACAUCGUGCUCUACAGAGGCAUGUGAAUAUAGGGCCGGAGUUUCAGGCUGAGAUUCCUGACCUGCUGGAGCAGGAGGAGAUAGAGUUGCAGUCUCAGGAACCACUGCAGGAGGAGUUACUUUGGAAACCAUGGGCAGAAUUAGAGAGGAAUGAUAACCUACUAGAGCAGGUGGAGAAUCUUCUAGAUCUCAGUACCUCUACUGCUUUACCUGAAGGUGUUGCUAAUCUGGAGCUUGCCCUUCAUAGCCUGUACUUAUGCCAAGGAAACGUACUGGCUGCUUUGGAGAUGAUGUUUUUCUCAAACUCAAAACCCUCAAGAGACUACCACUAUUCCGGUAGUGACAUCUGGCGGUUGAGUGAGCAGAAAUUAUUUCAAAAGGCCUUCGCCAUGUAUGGAAAAGACUUCUCAUUCAUUCACAAAAUGGUACAGUCAAAGGGGGUGUCACAGUGUGUGGAAUACUACUAUCACUCCAAACGGCUCAGAGAGAAACAGAGAAAGUUGAAGGAGAAAGAAGCGCAACAGCAGCAGCAGCAGCAGCAGCAGCAACAAAUGGCUGCAGAAACACUUACUCCAACCAACCAGGUCAUGGUGAUGAACUCUAUUAAUGUAGACAGGCUAAUUCAUACACCUGCGCUGGCUCCAAGCUUUCCCUGCAAACAAUGCGGAAAGAUGUUUUACAAGAUCAAAAGCAGAAAUGCUCACAUGAAGAUCCAUCGUCAGCAGCAGGAGGACUGGAGGGAGAGAAUCCAUCCUAACAAUCACCUUAGCCUGACCCAUGCCCUGCAGAACCAAAACCGAACCCUGACCAAUCCAAACCAGCUUGUUACACAGGGUCACUCAAACCAGUUAUUAACCCAAAGCCUGAUCCAGAACCUGGUGCAGACUCAGGCUCAGCUUGCUUUUAUCCAGAGCAGUAAGACUCAAAAUCCAUGUUUCACUACUGCCAUCAGCAGUGCAAAUUCCUCACAAAGCCCACAGAUGGCUUCCAAAGCCCCAGCUCUACCACUUUACAGAGGCCCCCAACAGACAUGGGGUGCCAUUCAUGGUAGCUUGGAGUCUGGUCUGUAUUACGACUAGUAAAGAAGCACAGGUGAGGAUUCAGGCUUUAUUUCCUAGCAACAAUUCAAUGAUAAUUUUCCUUGUCCAUUUCAGGAACAGUAAAACUGACAGGUAGCUUAGGAUUGUACACUUUCAAAGUUCAUUAAAAAAUCUCUACUGACUUUCACACACAGUCUUCAAAUCUUUAUAAAAAUGAACAAUCCUCAUUUCAAGAUUUCCUAAUGUCUACUAUCAUUGUUUCUUAAUCAUUCACUCAUAUUUAAGGCAAAUAAAAAAAAUGCUUUUG
Molecule: messenger RNA, 2898 nt
Organism: Hemibagrus wyckioides
Lineage: Eukaryota; Metazoa; Chordata; Actinopteri; Siluriformes; Bagridae
Product: transcriptional-regulating factor 1
Exons: 12
Coding region: 261-2630 (789 amino acids)
Biological process (GO): negative regulation of DNA-templated transcription; regulation of transcription by RNA polymerase II
Cellular component (GO): histone deacetylase complex; transcription regulator complex
Molecular function (GO): transcription corepressor activity
Source: RefSeq, a predicted model, not a curated record